Molecule: messenger RNA, 613 nt
Organism: Juglans microcarpa x Juglans regia
Lineage: Eukaryota; Viridiplantae; Streptophyta; Magnoliopsida; Fagales; Juglandaceae
Product: huntingtin-interacting protein K-like
Exons: 4
Coding region: 81-416 (111 amino acids)
Biological process (GO): negative regulation of apoptotic process; protein stabilization
Source: RefSeq, a predicted model, not a curated record
CUCUAGCUCGUCCAUAGUUAGGGUUUUAGAUUCUCACCUUUCGUUCUGCAGAGAAAGCGAUCGAGCAAAGUGAGCAAAUCAUGGAGGGCGUAGACGACGGAGGGAUAGAGACGGUGUUGGACUCCAAGGACAUGCAGCAACAGAGCAAAGCCUUCGACAAGCUCACCGACCGCGUCGAAGAUCGCCAGCUCGACUCCACUCGCGUCCAAGAGGCAAUGGCAUCGAUUGCGGCAUCAGCUGAAGCGGAUUGGAAAGCUACGAGAUUGAGAGAGAAAGAACUGGCUUCUGUUAAGAUUAGCGCAGCCGAUGUUGACAUAAUUGCAAAUGAACUAGAGUUGGACCCAAAGGUGGCUGAGAGAACCUUACGUGAGCACAAAGGUGAUGCUGUUGCUGCCAUUCGGCAUUUGCUACGGUAGAAUAGGGGAGUGGAGUGAUUUACAGGAGGUUGCGUUCUCAGAAUUUUCUGGAGUCACCUGCUUUCUAUUGAAAUAUGAAUGAUUGUUACGGACAGCUAUAUUGUUUUGCCCGCAGAAGUCUCUAGAUCUGUCUCUGCAAUGGAACAUGUUGCCUCAUAAAUUCUCUGUGCGUAAUUACUCAGAUUUGUUAUGAUGUU